Molecule: messenger RNA, 2433 nt
Organism: Cucumis sativus (cucumber)
Lineage: Eukaryota; Viridiplantae; Streptophyta; Magnoliopsida; Cucurbitales; Cucurbitaceae
Product: NAC domain-containing protein 75
Exons: 6
Coding region: 313-1797 (494 amino acids)
Biological process (GO): regulation of DNA-templated transcription
Cellular component (GO): nucleus
Molecular function (GO): DNA-binding transcription factor activity; transcription cis-regulatory region binding
Source: RefSeq, a predicted model, not a curated record
UAGAGAAGAUAAAGGGUCGGUGGAUUUGUAUGUUGAAUUAACAGCAAAACCCUCCUUUUUCUUUUUUUCCUCAUCAUCUUCUCUCCUUCUUCUUAGUUCUUCCAUUUCUUUUCAUUUUCAUUUAAAUAAAUUAUAUUUGUUCCCUUUUUUCAGUUUCUCUCCUCUUCUUCUUCGUCUUCAUCAAUUUCUCUUUUUGAAAAAGAUCAAAAAACUAUAUCAUAUUAUAUUGAUUUAAAACUUAGGAAGAGUUCUGAUGUCGUACUCUUAGGAUGAUAGGAUUUGGGAAACCACAGCUCAAGUAAUUGAGGUAUCAUGAGAAAUAAUAAUACUAAAAUUGUUAACCCAACCGUCAUCGGUAGCGGCGGUAGCGGUGGCGGAAGCGGCGGGGGAUCGGAUUCUUUAUUAGAUGCAAAGCUUGAACAACAUCAGAUGUGUGGAUCUAAGCACUGUCCUGGUUGUGGACAUAAGCUUGAAGGAAGGCCGGAUUGGGUAGGUUUACCAGCAGGAGUGAAAUUUGAUCCAACAGAUCAAGAAUUGAUAGAACAUCUAGAAGCUAAAGUUAAAUCAAAAGAUAUGAAAUCUCAUCCUUUGAUUGAUGAAUUUAUUCCCACAAUAGAAGGAGAAGAUGGAAUUUGUUAUACCCAUCCUGAGAAACUUCCAGGAGUUACUCGAGAUGGAUUGAGUAGGCAUUUCUUUCAUAGGCCAUCGAAGGCAUAUACGACGGGGACGAGAAAGCGGAGGAAGAUACAAACGGAGUGCGAUUUACAAGGUGGGGAGACACGGUGGCAUAAGACGGGAAAGACGAGGCCGGUGAUGGCGAAUGGGAAGCAAAAAGGGUGUAAGAAAAUAUUGGUUCUUUAUACAAAUUUUGGGAAGAAUAGGAAGCCAGAAAAGACGAACUGGGUGAUGCAUCAAUAUCAUUUGGGUCAGCAUGAGGAAGAGAAAGAAGGGGAGCUUGUGGUUUCUAAGAUAUUUUAUCAAACACAGCCAAGGCAGUGCAAUUGGUCGGAGAGAAGUAUGGCCGCUGCCGAGGGAAGUUUCGACGUUUCAAAUUUGAGUCGACGGGAGACGAGUGCUGUGACGACAGGGAGUUGUUCUUCUAUGACUCAGGCUGACGACGUGUCUCCGGCGGCCACAACCGGUGUUGGAUGUUCAAUUUCUAGCUUUAGUUCGUUGGAUAUUCAACAUCUCAAAUCUGACCAUUUUGGGUUUGUCCCAUUUAGAACAACAUUUGAUGAGGUGGGGAUGGAGGAGGGUUCAACAGAAAGGAAAAUAGGUUCAAAGGAUGGAAGAGGUGGUAGCGGUGAGUUUGAGUUGCGAGACCACCGUCAUCAAAGAGCAGCAACUCUAGAUCAUCAUCAUCAUCAUCAUCAUCAUCAUCAGCUUGUGGUGGCCCACGAUGACCAUCAUCAUCAUUCAGUUGUUAACCAUCAUCUACCAACCACAACCUUCCACGUCACAAAUCCGACUCAUCAAAUCUCCAGCAUCGUCAUCUCACCUCCUCCUCUUCUUCUUCUCGAUCACGACUCGUAUCAUCAUCAUCACUCUCCGAUCAUCCUCCAAAAUCAACCCUUUCAUCAGGAGCAGGAGCAGCAAGAAGAAGGUGAAAGUGAACAUCAUAAAAUGGGAGGAAGGUCAGCAUCAGGCUUGGAAGAACUCAUCAUGGGUUGCACUUCUUCUUCCAUCAAACACCAACCUGAAUCAUCCAUGCCAAGUGGUCGAGAGACAGAUCAAUGGAUGAAGUAUUCAUCGUUUUGGCCCGACCCUAACAACCCGAAUCUCCACGGUCACGGAUAGUUCGAUCGAAAAACCCAACACAAAAUUCAUCAUAUAUCCCUCAUCAUUGGUACUUCAAAAAAAACUUUCAAACUUGUUGAAUUGAAACCCACGUCAAAGUUCAUACUUAUAUAUAUAUAUACAUAUAUAUUUCUUCUCGUGGGUCUCUAAAAAAUAACCCGACCGAAUUGAUAAACCACAAAUAAACCCAUUUUCCUUUUCGGAUCCCUGACCGAACCCGAUAUAAAUAUUGACCCUUUCACCAAAGAAAAGUGACAAAAAAGAAAAAGAGAAGAUGAAAGGAAUUGAAAUAAAAAGAGAGAGAGAAAAAGAAAAAAAACACAUUCAUAUAAAAUAUUAUAUAUAUAUAUACAUACACAUAUAUAUAUAGAUGAAUAGUUGCAUGAAAUUUGUCACCUUUGUGAUGAUUACAAAACAUCUUUAUUGCUAUUCAUUCUCUUUAUUGGAUUAUUUUAUUUCAUUUUUUUAUUUUCAAAAAGUGGAUAUUUAAUUUGUAUACUUUGGUCAUUCUCUAGAGAGUUGAAAGUUGCAAAUUUGCAUAAACACAUUUCUUCAUUUUGUUGGUUCAUUUUCAUGCAACCUUCCUCCCUACUUUUUUUCUCCAUCAUCUAUGGCAUCAAAUAAUGUCUUCUAUAA